CGCCGGGCGGAGCCGCCGUUCGCUGUCAAUCCCCGCAACCGACGGCUGCCUCUUCCCGCAGCCGCGAUGAAUCGCGAUUUCUCCCCACCCCGGGACCGCAGCCUCGAUUCUCCGCCGGUUCCCGUUGAUGGGCGCUCGGCGGAGCGCAGCGCGGAGCGGACGGAGUUGGCGGCUCUGAACGAUCGCUUCGCCGCUUUCCUGGAGAGGGUGCGGGCGUUGGAGCGGCAGAACGGAGCCCUCCGCUCAGCUAUCGGCCGCGCCGCCGCCGCUCCCCGCGCUGCGGGGCUGGAGGAUGAGAUGCAGAAGCGUGAAGAUGCAGAGCAGAGCCUGGUGCUGUUCCGCAAGGACAUGGACGAUGCCACGCUGUCCCGCCUGGAGCUGGAGCACAGGAUUGAGCUGCUGAUGGAUGAGAUCAGCUUCUUGAAGAAGCUGCACGAAGAGGAGCUGUGGGAGCUGGAGGUGAACGCACAGAGCCCACAGGCACAGGCAGGGGCACGAAUGGAGCUGCAGCAGCCGGAUCUGACAGCUGCACUGCGCGACAUCCGCACGCAGUAUGAGAGCAUCACUGUCACAAACCUGCAGGAAGCCGAGGAGUGGUACAAAGCCAAGUUUGCUGAUCUGUCGGAUGCUGCCAACCGUAACUGCGAGGCGCUGCGGGUGGCCAAGCAGGAGAUGAACGAAUCCCAGAGGCAGAUCCAGAGCCUCACCUCCGAGGUGGAUGGGCUGAAGGGCAUGAAUGAGGCACUGCAGCGACAGAUGCAGGAGAUGGAAGAUGAGUUUGGCACGGAGAUCAGGAGCUACCAGGAGGCCAUGGGGAGGCUGGAGCAGGAGAUCCAGAGCAUGAAGAAGGAGAUGGCACGGCAGCUGCACGAGUAUCAGGAUCUGCUCCGUGUCAAGAUGGCCCUGGACGUGGAGAUCGCCACGUACCGCAAGCUGCUGAACAGCGAGGAGGGCUGGUGAGGCAGGGGGAUGUCCUGUGGGGAGGG
Messenger RNA from Meleagris gallopavo (turkey), 986 nucleotides. The record is from RefSeq and is a predicted model, not a curated record. Lineage: Eukaryota; Metazoa; Chordata; Aves; Galliformes; Phasianidae.